Molecule: messenger RNA, 339 nt
Organism: Capsella rubella
Lineage: Eukaryota; Viridiplantae; Streptophyta; Magnoliopsida; Brassicales; Brassicaceae
Product: OPA3-like protein
Exons: 3
Biological process (GO): regulation of lipid metabolic process
Cellular component (GO): mitochondrion
Source: RefSeq, a predicted model, not a curated record
CUAGCUCUACGAACUAUCUGCAAACCCAUCGCUAAUCGCCUCAAAAAGAAAGCUGGUGUUAAUUCCAAAUUCCGUCAAUUCAUCAUCAACAUUGCACAGGUAUUAAUAAAAAACCCAAAUUUCCAAACAAAGUUACAAAGACGCGCUUCUGGUCGUGUGACUGAUGCAGUUAUUCGACCCCUAAAUGAAGAGCGAGCUGUUCAAGCUGCUGCAGAUCUUCUAGGGGAACUCUUCGCCUUCACGGUUGCAGGGGCUGCUCUUGUCUAUGAGGUGCAGAGAAAUGCCAGAGGAGAAGCUAAAAAGGAAGAGAAAAGACAACUAGAACUAGCUGUGAGCUCU